CUAUUCCUGGUAUGCGGACCUGCUCCUCGUGCCGUCUCUGAGUGUCAUUGAUCUGCUGCUGCUGCUGCUGCUGCCCCAUCUGCGCCUGGUACUACUUGUUCCGGGCACCAUUGACGGCAGACGACACCAACUGGAUAGAAAAAAUUCCGGAAAGCCAUGCCUGGAAAUGAUGGAUCAGGAGAAGCAAGUGGAGAUUUCCGUGGGUCUGUCUUCUUUUAUGACAUUCUACCACAGACAUCACGAGGGAUCAAGGAUCUCCCUCUAUCACCCCUCUAGACAUCUCUGAGGACCAGGCAGAGGUCCGCUUUGGCAGCUCUACAUUGGCUUCAAAAUGAUGCAAGAGCGAGCUUUGAUUGACCAAAAUCCCACCGCAGAUGCGUUUCUCCAAGCAUUCAUCAUGAUCGUCGUGUCAGAGAUAGGCGACAAGACAUUCCUCAUCGCUGCGAUCAUGGCGACUCGACACGCGCGUGCCACAGUCUUUGGCGGAGCCUUUGCCUCGUUGGUCAUCAUGUCCAUCUUGAGUGCUGCGUUGGGCAAAGUCAUCUUGGGCUUGAUACCAAAGGUGUGGACGCUUUGGGCCGCCGCCGUGCUCUUCCUAGUCUUCGGUAUUCGCAUGCUGCAAGAAGCGAUGAAGAUGUCCGGUGGAAAUUCUCAUAUCCAAGAUGAGAUGCGGGAAGUGGAAGAAGAACUGGAGCAAGACUCUUCUCGACAUGAUGUCCAGAAUCAACGUCACAGUGGUGGUACCGACUUUAUCCCACUCGAGGCGGUCGAAGAAGGUCGUUCGGGCCUCCAAGACUCCUUCUCUUCGCCUCGAUCACCCACAACCCCACGAUCAACCUCCAACGGUCGCGCGAGAUCACCCUCUCCAAGUACAAAUACAAAAUCCGGUCCAUCCAUCCAUUUCCCACUUUCAAAAUCCAGUCCCGAAAAAAAUAGAAAAUCUUCUUUCAAGACCUGGAUAAAUCAAAUUAGAGACUUCCUGCAGCUUGUGACCAGUCCUGUCUUUGCUCAGGCCUUCAUUCUUACCUUCCUAGGCGAGUGGGGAGACCGCAGCCAGCUAUCGACGAUCAUGCUCUCUGCGAGCAAUAGCGUCCCAGUUGUUGCAUUUGGAACCAUUCUGGGGCAUGGCCUGUGUACUUGUGGAGCUGUUAUCGGAGGCAGGUAUCUGUCCACAAAGAUUUCCGUCAAGCAUAUCACGCUCAUGGGCGCCGCUGCAUUCCUGAUUUUUGCCGUCCUCUACGUCGGCGAGGCACUUUACACCCCUGCGGACGCGAUCACUGGAUCCAUGGCAUAAUCGCAUGCUUUGGAACCGGUCAUUUUCAGUCAAUGUCUGGCAUUGUGCAAUAGAUCGUAGAGAUGAUAUGAUCCUGUACUCGCAUUAUGUAUUACGUAAUAUUACCCGGGUAUUCGGCAAAGUAUUUUUAAGCUUCCUUCGGACCGGAUAACGCCGACGA
This is a messenger RNA of Kockovaella imperatae, 1454 nucleotides long. RefSeq lists its product as hypothetical. NCBI's taxonomy places the organism in Eukaryota, Fungi, Basidiomycota, Tremellomycetes, Tremellales, Cuniculitremaceae. The coding region runs from base 332 to 1294 and encodes 320 amino acids. The record is from RefSeq and is a predicted model, not a curated record. The transcript is spliced from 5 exons. Gene Ontology annotation, molecular function: calcium ion transmembrane transporter activity; manganese ion transmembrane transporter activity. Gene Ontology annotation, biological process: Golgi calcium ion transport; Golgi calcium ion homeostasis; calcium ion transmembrane transport. Gene Ontology annotation, cellular component: fungal-type vacuole membrane; Golgi apparatus.